Messenger RNA from Anguilla anguilla (European eel), 1262 nucleotides. Its product is annotated as ADP-ribosylation factor-like protein 1. The transcript has 6 exons. The coding region runs from base 146 to 691 and encodes 181 amino acids. Gene Ontology annotation, biological process: vesicle-mediated transport; intracellular protein transport. The record is from RefSeq and is a predicted model, not a curated record. Gene Ontology annotation, molecular function: GTP binding; GTPase activity. NCBI's taxonomy places the organism in Eukaryota, Metazoa, Chordata, Actinopteri, Anguilliformes, Anguillidae. Gene Ontology annotation, cellular component: cytoplasm; Golgi apparatus.
UGUAGCUUUAAGCAUGAGAAUUACAUUGGAAUCUGAAGGUCGUGGACAAACAGACAAUUUUUUUGUAGUCAAUGACACGUCACUCGGACCCAAAAUUCCGUAACGCUGAACGAUUAAAACUCAGAAUUAGCAUUUAUCUACAAAUAUGGGGGGGAUUUUCUCCAGUUUGUUCUCCGGGCUUUUUGGGACCCGAGAGAUGAGGAUAUUGAUUUUGGGACUGGAUGGUGCCGGGAAGACCACCAUCCUUUAUCGCCUACAGGUCGGGGAGGUUGUCACCACCAUCCCAACAAUCGGUUUCAAUGUAGAAACGGUGACGUACAAGAACUUGAAAUUCCAGGUGUGGGAUCUUGGUGGACAAACCAGCAUCAGGCCCUACUGGCGUUGCUACUACUCAAACACGGAUGCCGUGAUCUACGUGGUGGACAGCAGUGACAGGGAUAGGAUGGGAAUCUCCAAGUCUGAGCUGGUGGCUAUGCUGGAGGAGGAGGAGCUGAAGAAGGCCAUUCUGGUGGUGUUCGCCAACAAGCAAGACAUGGAGCAGGCCAUGACUCCCACGGAAGUGGCCAACUCCCUGGGCCUGCCCGCCCUCAAGGACAGGAAGUGGCAGAUCUUCAAGACGUCAGCGACCAAAGGCACGGGGCUGGACGAGGCCAUGGAGUGGCUUGUUGAGUCCUUGAAGAGCAGGCAAUAAGCAUGAUUCUGAUCUUAAACCCCCCCCCCCCCAUGUAAAUAUUCCUGAUUGAGCCCCCAGUCAUGGUUCAAGACCAUCCCCCCUCCCCAUUUUGGUGGCAGCUUCACACCCCUACGCUUCCCCAGGACAGGAGAGAGGCAGCAGGAGGAGGGCAUCAGCAAUGUAAAGCUCACGUUCAGUGAGUCAUCCACUGAAGGCUCAGACUUAUUUGAUUGGUUACCCAGUGGAACGGACACUCGUGAUUGGUGGCCCAGUAUGGUGGACUUUCAGACUUGUUCUUGGCCAAACUGGUCUUUUUGCAGGCCUUGUCUGGUGAUUUGUAUUAUUUUCUAUUCUCACACAAUUAAUAUGGGUCUGGAUUAUUUUUCUGUGUUUUGGUCAUCUUUGUCCUCAGGCAGACUGCAAAACAUUGAUAUGUUAUACUUUUGGUAACUGACACUAGUGUCUAUUUGUGUUUCUCUGCGAUUCAUUCCUAAUUGCUUAUUUAUUUAUGAGCUUCAUCAGUUCAAAACUGUUUGUUGAAGAAAAUAUGUAAUCAUGCUGAAAAGAAUAAAUCUGCAUUGUCAAUCUG